UAAUAAUCUGCGUAAGUAGAUCGUUACAUAAUUAUUUACCUUUCUCACUCACCACUUGCUGGCGCUCCUGGCACACUCCGCACGGUCAUGUCGCUGGCUGCAUUGAACCCUUGGUCCCAGAACGCGACCCGGGAAGCCAGGCGACUCGUCCUCUCCGUCCUGCGCUCCCAGAAGGAACCCUUAGGUGCCCAUGACCUCUACAAGCUUGUCGUAGAGCACGAAGCCGAGAAAUCGGGCGUUUCGCCUUCGAAAGAGGACCGACAAACCCUUCCGACUUCUGGCAACCCACCCGAGCCUCCACAUCCGAACCAUACCAUCAGAUCUAUGAAGUACCUGAGGAGUCAAGUUCUCCCCGACCUCAUGCGCACGAAGGAUGUCCGGCGCGUCUACAUGCAGAAAGAGCUCACACCCGCGGAAAUCGAGCAGCGCAAGCGGACAGCAAAGGGUCCACGAAAACAGAGCAUCGUCGCGUCGACCACGCAAGGUGUCUGGCGAUUCGAAUUUCGCAACAGGCCUGUGCUGCAGAAGCCGAAGGAGCAGGAGAUUUUUGGCGCGGACGUGGGUGUAGGUGCGGACUGGUCGCAUCUGAAUAAGAGGAGGCAGAGGUCGAGGGUGUUGUCGGUGGUGAGGGAUGCGAGGUGGCUAAGAAAGCUGGAUAAGGCCCGUGAAGAGGCUCUGCAGCAGUCUGGGGAGAACGUGGCUGGUGCUGCACCAUAGUGCUGCGUGUUCUGUAUGUGUCUCGUCGUCAUUUCUUCCCAAUUAACGUCCAUCGGCGUGUGGUACAUUGCGGGGACCAUAUUGCUCGUUGUUCUGUGUCCUUCUGCUCCCUCUUGCCAGCAUCCCUUGGCAAUCGCCUUGAUACACUGUUGUCCUGCCAAUUGCAAGUGCGCCUUGAAGCUGAGUACCCUCGCAAUACCUCAUGGCCACUGUCCGCUGU
Fomitopsis serialis is the source of this 937-nucleotide messenger RNA. RefSeq lists its product as uncharacterized. The coding region runs from base 88 to 717 and encodes 209 amino acids. The transcript has 3 exons. Lineage: Eukaryota; Fungi; Basidiomycota; Agaricomycetes; Polyporales; Fomitopsidaceae. The record is from RefSeq and is a predicted model, not a curated record.